UGUCUGUGAGCAUGCAAACUUGGAGAAAAAAAAUCAGUCUCUCACAGAUGAGGGCACAUCUGCCGGAGUCUGAACUGCCUUUUUCGAGAGAGACUUGCACACCUCAGCUCGGGGCGUUUCGGUCACCAGUCACUUGGAAUUGUACUCUCCUUAUCAAGGCUCUCUCUGGUACCUGCCGAAAGACAUUCUGACAUGAAAAUGCAUGAUGUUAUCCAAUAUGUGCCAAUUAUUAUGAUAUCGCACAACAUUGGGACAUCGUCAUCUCUAUCCUUCAGGAAAAACGUCUUACAGUAAGAUUGAGAGAGGGAUUUUUGCCUGGUUGAGUACCAUCUAAACAUGCAACAUGAAUCCCACUAACAGCACUGGAGCUGGUGGGCUUGCGCCCUGGAACUUAAACAGCUCCUUGAGCAACAUUUCAAGUGAUGUCUUCUCAGCCAACCUCAGCUGUAAUGAUUCUGGCACCAAUGAGACCUGUGUGGCGGGGGAGGAGGUGGUGGGAAGCCCCUAUAAAGCUGUGGAGAUGGUCUUCAUCGCCCUGGUUACAGGCUCCCUUAGCUUUGUCACUGUCACAGGCAACAUCCUGGUGAUGCUCUCCAUUAAAGUCAAUCGGCAUCUCCAGACUGUCAACAACUACUUUCUGUUUAGCCUGGCGUGUGCAGACCUUAUCAUUGGUGCGUUCUCCAUGAACCUCUACACUGUCUACAUCAUUGUGGGCUAUUGGCCCCUGGGACCUGUAGCGUGUGACUUGUGGCUGGCCCUGGAUUACGUGGUGAGCAAUGCUUCUGUCAUGAACCUUCUUAUUAUUAGCUUUGACCGCUACUUCUGUGUCACCAAGCCCCUGAGUUAUCCAGCCAGAAGGACCACCAAAAUGGCUGGGCUGAUGAUUGCAGGUGCCUGGGUUCUCUCCUUCAUUCUUUGGGCCCCUGCUAUCCUGUUCUGGCAGUUUAUUGUUGGAGAGCGCACGGUUCCACCAGGAGAGUGCUACAUCCAGUUUCUCUCCAACCCUGCCGUCACCUUCGGCACAGCCAUCGCUGCCUUCUACCUGCCUGUGGUCAUCAUGAUGGUGCUCUACAUCCACAUCUCUCUGGCCAGCCGCAGCCGGGUGUCCAAGCAGAAGCCUGAGGCUGAGAAAAAGAAGAAGGGCCUCAAGAUACCUAACCCACUCAAGAGCCACAUCCUUAACAGACAGAAUAACAACAACCAGUCCCCCAAACCCAGUCUGGAGUCCUGCAACACUGGUGAAGCUGUGAAGAAUGGCAAGAUUGAUGAGUCUGUUGUUUCCACCAAGGCUGACGCUAGUGUCAAUCGAGAAGAGAAAGAGAGUUCCAAUGACUCCAGCACAGCCAGCAUUGCCCCAAAAAACGCCAAGGAGAGGGCCAACAGUGAAGCCACUGUCGGGGUGGGGGUUGGUGUUGCUCCUGCACCAGGUCCUGCUCCUGCACCUGAACCUGCACCUGCAGCGGCAACCGUCAAACUCAACCCUACCUCUAAAUGGUCCAAGAUCAAGAUUGUAACCAAGCAGGCUGGUGACGAGUGCAUUACCGCCAUCGAGAUUCAGCCACCCAUCCAGGGGAGCGAGGGCCGCUCUAUCCCAGUCAACCGUCCCCGGAAGGUGGCGCGCAAGUUUGCCAGUAUUGCCCGCAGCCAGGUGAAGAGGAAGCGCCAGAUGGCAGCCAGGGAAAAGAAGGUGACCAAAACCAUCUUCGCCAUCCUACUUGCCUUCAUCCUCACAUGGACCCCGUACAAUGUCAUGGUGCUCAUCAGCACCUUCUGCCACUCCUGUGUCCCAGACACUGUGUGGGCCAUCGGCUACUGGCUGUGCUACGUCAACAGCACCAUCAACCCAGCCUGCUACGCCCUCUGCAAUGCCACCUUCAAGAAGACAUUCAAGAACCUCCUCAUGUGCCAGUAUAAGAAUAUUGGAACAAGAUGAGCUGGAGCAUACAUACAGUAGUAGGGCUGGUGAGGGGUAAUAUUACUGAGACAUCUGGAGGGCUGAGUGGUACAGUAGGAGGGGAGGAGGGAGCCUCCACAGGGAGCCUCCUCCUCAGUCAUGCUUAUGAAAUGAUGUCACACUCAAUGCUCCUCUGAGAUGUCUUAGCCACAGAAGAUAGUAACAUCAUAUCUAUGUCCAAAUGAUACAGUAUAAAUAUGAAGUCCAAUGUGAGGAUCGUUCAAAUGAAGAAUCUGAGAUCAGCUAAAGUUAUGGACCCUUGAUGUGAAGACCAACAAGGACUAAUUCGUAUCCACUGAAAUGUGGUUACAAUCUUCAAGAAGCCCAGCUGAAUGUCAGUAGACUAAGGCCAGGCCAACACCUCUCCAAGAUACCACCACCUAACCAGAGACACUGAGGGCAGUGUUACAUCAUGUCUGGGUGUACGGCAAAAGACACAUUUAAAAAGGAGCUUGGAAAUCUUCCUUUAUACAACAGUAUAAAAUGAAACAAGCAUGAGAUGUCUAAUUCAACUAUCCAUUUCCUCCUCUCCCUCCUCCUUAUUAUCGAGAGCGUUAUUAACUCCUCGCGGAAAUGGAGACACUCCCUCACGUCAGUGAAUCAUUAUCAUAAUGUGAUAUGUGGUCAUAACACGGAGAGAAAAAGACGAUACGGAUUCUUUGUCGUCGCAGACUGUCUAACCUCAAGGCUAGUUGCACGUACGUCCAAGUACUGCAAAAAUACUGCUGGUGACUUGAAAUAAGUUGUUACCCCUGAAAGUACAGUAUGCAUUUCCAUUCACCUCCCACUGACCAAAAUAUUGAUGUAUCUGUUUUGCUCAAAGAUGAUCUUCAAAGGUGACAAACUGUUGAUGGCAGUACAAGGCCAUGGCAUAAAUUAACAACCAGUGUUUGGCUCCAAACAAUUAAUGUAUCUUGUUGUUACGUUACAAGGAGAAACACCCACAGGCAACGGUAAAGCUUUAAUUCUUUGCCAGAUUCACAAUUAUGAAAGUGUUUUUAAAAAUGUAUUUAGCCUUCACUGCGAAUGGAACUACCGGUACAAAAAACAAACACUUGUUUAUAGGGGAUACUUAUCUCGAGAGUAUUAAACAUAUUUUCUAUGUUAUCUCCUGCCUAAUUAAGAAUGUGUAAAUAGAAGGCCAUUGUAUGCUCUAAAAAGUGCAGUUUCUCUCAUGCAUUUCAUAUCUGAAUGUUUGUACCUCUCUUGUAUUAUGUUUGUGGUUUACACCUAAUUUUACAAAUUGAAUAUAAAAUAUAUAUAUAUAUAUAUAUAUAACUGUAUGUAUAUGCAAGAGAUAUUAAGAGAGUGUAUUUCUAAAUUGAUGUAAAGUCAGGAAUUAUGGGAAAACAUUUAAGCAGUUGUUUUUGUUUUGAAUGCCAUUGGUGACUAAGUCCCUUAUAUUUGUAACUUUGUCACUAUUCUCCAUGUUGGAUUACAACGUGUGAAGUCCAGCUUGUACCUCCCCAGCCUAUAAUCACUUUCAUCACACCAAUGAUUAUGUGGGUAACAUUACUAGCUUAUCUAACUGGUUCAAUGCAUUUUCAAAGAAGGACCUUCUGACAAAGCACUAGAUGCAUCAAAGUAGGGAGUAGUGGGGAAAACCUUGGUGACCUUGUAAUGUAAAAUGACCAGCUACGGAUGUGCAUCCAUAUAAAACUGAUUUUGAAAUGAUCAUGGAGUGAUUACUGUGGUGGUAAAGCUUGAUGAAUAAUCUGUCUUUAAUUAAUGAAUAUAACAUUGGCAUGACAGGCUGGGUGCGACCCCAAAAAAGGGGUGUACGGGAGAGUGUAAAACAUGACCACAGUUUCCUGUAAUAUGGGCCUCCCAUAAAACAACCAUCCAGAGACAGUGUACAGAGGAUUGUAUCUUUUUCUAAUGCUUAAUAAAAAUUGUGUACCAUU
Oncorhynchus tshawytscha (Chinook salmon) is the source of this 3858-nucleotide messenger RNA. Its product is annotated as muscarinic acetylcholine receptor M4-like. NCBI's taxonomy places the organism in Eukaryota, Metazoa, Chordata, Actinopteri, Salmoniformes, Salmonidae. The record is from RefSeq and is a predicted model, not a curated record. The transcript is spliced from 2 exons. Gene Ontology annotation, cellular component: plasma membrane. Gene Ontology annotation, molecular function: G protein-coupled acetylcholine receptor activity. The coding region runs from base 344 to 1933 and encodes 529 amino acids. Gene Ontology annotation, biological process: adenylate cyclase-activating adrenergic receptor signaling pathway.